Molecule: messenger RNA, 2336 nt
Organism: Saccoglossus kowalevskii
Lineage: Eukaryota; Metazoa; Hemichordata; Enteropneusta; Harrimaniidae
Product: uronyl 2-sulfotransferase-like
Cellular component (GO): membrane
Molecular function (GO): sulfotransferase activity
Source: RefSeq, a predicted model, not a curated record
UUGGCACUUUCCACUUGCAUCAAUUCCUGGGUAGAUGGUAGAAGCAUUUUUCUGAGUUUAAAUAAAUUGUACACCAAUCAGUCACACUGGCUCCACAAGCGUCUCAAACCCCGGCAGCGACCAUGCUGAUGAUACGAAUAGGGCGUAUUUUUAUCUCACCGGCCAGACUAGUUCUUAUGCUGGGAACAGUUCUCUUCUUUGCCGUAGUCUUCAAACUCACAUCCAACCACAUUUCACCGCUCUACUCUUCUGGAUUACUCGAUACCAGUUUGCGAUUCACAGGUGACUCACCCCUGACUCCUGACAUGGGGUUACCGCUCGACCCAACUGCAGCCUGGAACGAGUCUCGAGUCAUUUUCAACAGAGUGAGCAAAGUAGGUAGUCGAAGUCUCCUAAACGUCAUUAUGAAGCUGUCGCAGAAAAACAAGUUUGAGCGCGCAAGAAGUCCGGUAUUCGUGAAAGUCUUCCUCAACGAGACAGGCCAGAAGAUAUUCACCAAAGAAAUAGAAGUUAUAACCCCUCCAUUCAUCUACGACCGUCACUUGGACUACGUGGAUUUUGAGCGCCAUGCAUCUAAGCCUCCAACCUGGAUCAACUUGACCAGAGACCCUGUCAGUAGACUUGUCUCCUUCUACUACUACACGCGAUUCGGCGACUCCUUCUCUGUACCAGAAUGGACCGGAGCAGCUGAAGAUUUUAACCAAACUUUCGACCAGUGUGUAUUACAAGACAAAUUUGAAUGUAGUACGCAGAACACUUUCCGAGUUGUACCCUACUUCUGUGGACAAGACGACGAAUGCCGUACUGCCAGUCGAUGGGCCGUAGAGCAAGCCAAGCGAAACGUAGUCGAAAAAUUCCUGUUCGUCGGUAUAACCGAGGACUUUAACUCCACCCUUGUAGUUUUAGAACGCCUCCUUCCCCAGUUUUUUGAAGGGGCGCUAGAAUCAUAUAAGAUUACCCUCAGUACAAUCCGAGACCAGUUUAAGUCCAAAUCCAAGAUAGAGCCAUCAGAAGAAGUCUUAAAAAUUCAACGUGAGCGCAUGGCUUUAGAAGUAGAAUUCUAUGAAUUCGUGAAAGCACGCAUGCUAUUGAUCAAACAGCAGUUAGGUAUCCCAGAACACCCAAUGUAAAAAAAAAAUGAAUUACUAUAAUAAUAUUUCCCGGAUCUGUCACCAAUCCACGUCCUUUGGUCCAUCUUCUUAUAACUUAAAAUUGUAAUAUUAACAUUAUUCUCACUAGAAGACUGAAACACUGUAUUUAUUCCCUAUACGUUAUAAUACCAAACUGACUACCAAAGGUCAUUCAUGAUGUAUCCAUGGUUUCACUGAUGUCACUUGCAUAUGUAUGCACCAGCGGCUACCAGUUCAAACAAAGGCGCUCAGUUACCCUGCAAGGAACUCCGGGGGUAUAUCUAGCCAAAUUUAGAUCACUUUUUAAUUAUCUAAAAUUGUGAUUCGCUAUUCUUAUUUUUGGCAAACCGGCACGAAAAACAAUUAAAAAAAAUACGAGUUUUUAUUAUUUAGCCUAUUUGUAAAAAAAUGAGUAAGCGAAGUUGAUUAAGCAGGCUUUACUCUGUAUAAUUGUUUGUUUAUUUUAUAUCAACAAACAUUACAAGUGGCGUGAGCCAUUGCAUGUUCAUUUUCUUAUUGUUAUAAUUCGAAAUUGGGUUUAUUUUUAAGCUUUAUAAGCGUAUUUUAGGGGUGAGCAUUUUUACAUUAGAAAACAAAUAUCAAAAUAAAGAUAUCAAACUUUACUAAUAAUUUGAGAUGCUACACUAAUGUUUUUUUCAAGGAAACCUAAUUUUUCCGAUAAUUUUACAUGUCAAAUAUAUUUUGCAUGAGCGAUGCCGUCACCAGACGUCUUCAAGGAAUCACUCGUGUCUUUCAUAAGCUAAAUAAGUAGAUUCGUUGAGUCUUUGACGAUUUACGUUACCUGCUGAAAACUACUUAAGUAUGUGUUAUUGACUAUGUAGCGGUGUUGGGUCAAAGUUAUAUUUACAAGAACCAUGGCUUAAUAAAAUAAAAUUAAAUAACGAAAAACUCUCUAUAACUGUUCAGUAACUUUUUACAAGAAAAAUAUAAAUACUGUCGCACCAGAAUUGUGGCUGGAAAUCAUUCGUUACAUGUAAUUUGUUUUCUUAAAAAUUAAUAUUGUGACAAUUUAGAAGACCAAAAUGCAAUCGACUAGUAAAAUGUAAAUUUAGUAGGAUAGAGAAAUUAAUCCACAUUCUGGAUGACAUGGGUUGAUUAAAAUGUAACAGGCUGUUCAUGUCGUAUGUGACGUAUGUGUGAAUUGUGUACUAUAAAUUGAUGAAUAAACUCAGUGCUGAUGACGUG